AUGGAGUUCCUCAGGAAGCUCGGGGACGACGUCGGGAACAUGCUCCUGGACGACGACGAGGAUCGAACUGACAGCGCGGGGGAGGAGCCUGAGGGAUCGGACGACGCCGACGCGCGUCGUCGUCGUCGUCGUCGUCGUCGUCGUCGCGGCGACGAAGAUGGACGAGGCGAAUCCCGGGCGGGGCGCGACGACGACGGCGAGGACGACGACGCCGCGUCCGGGUCCGGCUCGGACGACGACGACGACGAGCCGCUCAUCCCCGACGCGGUCUGGGGCUUCGCCGCGAAGCUCCGCGACGCGACGCGCGCGACGGUCGCGUCCGUGAGGCACGACGUCCGUCGCGGCAUUGAGACCGUGCGACGAGAUCUGACCGAGUUCAACGACGAGGUCCGCGACGACGUCGUCUUCGUCGGCGGCGAGGUCAUGGAGAGCGUCGACAGAGGCGGCGGCGGCGGCGGUCGCGACGGUUCGGGUCGCGGCGACGGUUCGGAUUCCGACGGCGACAGCGGGAGCGAGUACGGCGACGACGCGUUCGAGGCGUUCGAAGCCGCGGACGCGGUGCUCGAAGACGUCGGCGCGAAGGUGGAGCGGUUCGGCAACAGGGCGUUUCAAGUCGCCGGGACUUUUCUGAGCCGCCUCAAGGAGGAAGCGCUCGGGGAGGACGCCGGCCCCGACCCGAACUCGCACGCGGCGCGGUUCCGUAGGAGAGGCGACGACCGAGGAGGCACACACGCGAGCGCGAGAGGCGACCGCGCGGCGGAGAUUCGCGAGCGCGUCGCGUCCGCGAAGAAACAGCCGCCGACGUUUGAACAACGCGUCGCGGCGAUUCAGAGAGACAGCGGGACGUACUGCGACGAGCCGAGCGACGUCGCGGCGUUCGAGGCGUGGCGGCGCGGGAGCGGCGGCGGCGACGGCGACGGCGGGUUCGACGUGGACGCGCCCAAGACGCGCGAGGAGAUCGACGCCGUGCUGGCCGGCAACGCGUUCAUGCGGGAGCUGCACGGUCGCAUCGUCCCCGUCGUCGUCGAACGCGAGGUGUUUUGGUCGCGGUAUUUCUACCGCGUGCGCGAGCUGAAGAUGGUCGUGGAGAGAGAGAAGGCGGGGAUGGCGGAGAAGGCGGCGGCGGCGGUGGCACCAGCUGUCGUCGUGCCUUCUCCGGCGGAAUCCGAACCGGCGCGAGACGCGGCGACGGAACGCGAACCGGCGCUCGCGGCUCCGCCCCCCGCGCCCGAGCCCGAGCCCGCGCCCGCGCCCGCGCCGGAGUCGCCCCCCGCGCCCGCGCCCGAUCCCGAUCCCGAGCCCGCGCCGGAGUCGCCCCCCGCGAGCGCGAGCGCGCCGACGACGACGGGCGGCGACUCCGGCGUCGACGACGAGUCCGUCCUCGGCGAGAGCGACGGCAGCUGGACCGCGGUGCGGUCGCCGAGCGCCGCCGCGAAGGGAGAGGAAAAGGCGACGGCGACGGCGACGGCGACGGCGACGGCGUCGGCGUCGACGUCGGCUUCGCCGUCGCCGCCUCCGGAGGCGAAGUCGCGGUCGCCGAAGUCGCCGAGCGCGGCGGAGGAAACGCCAGAGCCAGAGCCAGAGCCAGAGUCGAAGCCGGCGGAGGAGAAGGUCGAGUCGCCGGCGGCUGCGGAAAAGUCGAAGAAGCCGGAGACGCCGCCGGAGACGCCGACGCCCGCGGCGGCGGCGGACGACGACGACGAGGACGAUUUCGAUGAGGACUGGGGCAUGGACGCGGACGAUUGA
Messenger RNA from Micromonas pusilla CCMP1545, 1746 nucleotides. RefSeq lists its product as uncharacterized. Gene Ontology annotation, cellular component: cytoplasm. Bases 1 to 1746 code for a protein of 581 amino acids. The transcript has 3 exons. NCBI's taxonomy places the organism in Eukaryota, Viridiplantae, Chlorophyta, Mamiellophyceae, Mamiellales, Mamiellaceae. The record is from RefSeq and is a predicted model, not a curated record.